Molecule: messenger RNA, 4456 nt
Organism: Haliotis rubra (blacklip abalone)
Lineage: Eukaryota; Metazoa; Mollusca; Gastropoda; Lepetellida; Haliotidae
Product: stomatin-like protein 1
Exons: 10
Coding region: 244-1566 (440 amino acids)
Cellular component (GO): plasma membrane
Source: RefSeq, a predicted model, not a curated record
AGGGAGUUCAUUCUAUUUAGUAAACAAACCUGAAAUCUGAGUUGAUACAUUUCGCAAUAUUCCAUUACCUGCUAAUAUUUUUUUCCACUACAACAUUCGAGAAUACCUAGAACAUAGCACAUCAAGAACAGGAACCUCACAGCCAUCUCUGUGGUCAAUGAAUAUAUUUCCACCAUGGACAGAAACUGUGACCUGCUUGUCAGGUAUUCUCCAGUCUUCUAAGGAAUUAAAGUGACAUUCAAGAUGUCUGUGAAGUACACACGCAUCCCAAUGACGGACUGGUCAGAUCCAGAGGCUGGUGGGUCAGCUUUCAACUAUGGGUCAGCUUUUACCUACGACCAAAACCCGUCGGCCAAAUACAAGUCUGCGUUUACAUACUCCAAGGGCAGUCUGGAGAUGGCCAGUAUCACUGACUUUGAAACAGAAGAGAGCUUCAUUUCAAGACUCCUCCACAGGGUUGUCGUGGUGUUCAGCUUCAUCCUCUGGCUGCUCACCUUCCCCAUCAGUGUCUGGUUCAGUUUUAAGUCGGUGCCAAACUACGAGAGAAUGGUUCUGUUUAGACUUGGACAUCUGAAGGGAGUGAAGGGCCCUGGGGUUGUGUUUGUACUGCCAGUGAUUGACAGAUGGCAUAAAGUGGAUAUCCGCAUCAAAGCCUUCAAUGUCCCUCCGAAACAGGUUUUGACCGCAGAUGGCGCUGUGAUCGAGCUUGGCGCUGAUGUUUUCUUUCGUAUAGCCGAUGUAGAAAAGUCUAUCACCCAUGUCCAGAACCUUGACCGGUCCACCCGCAUCCUGAUGCAGACUGCCCUGCUCAAUCUCCUCGUCCAGAGGAAACUGUCGGACAUCGAGAUGCAGAGGAUGGAGAUCUCCAGCAUUGUACAGGUGGAGAGCAACAAGCAGUCCAUGGACUGGGGAGUGGAGAUUUGUCGCAUAGAGCUGUCUCAGGUGAAGGUCCUGCGUGGCCCUCCCUCCAAGCCUCCCCCUCAGGUCUGCAUGCCUCCUGGGAUGUUUGGUGGGCUGGGUGGGUCAGGUGGGUCAGGAAGAGGGGGUGGGGAACAAGACCACCCGGCUUUACCUCAGGCGUUACAACAUCUAGCAUCAGCAUUCCUAGCCGCUCAGGGUCACAACCAGCCAGUACCAGUCGAGCAGCCCUCGCCACGUCCAGAUCUACUGAAAGCUGCUGCUUUACGUGCAGAACAGGAAGAAGUGGAGGGAGCCAGUGAAGUUCCGACCUUGACCCCUGAGGAAAUACUGAAGGCUGCCCAGUCUGUGAUCACAGAGUCCCUGGUCCAGAGGGUGGCCGCAGUGUAUCAAUUCCAGCUGACCGGGGAGGGAGGGGGUAUCUACUACCUCGAUCUCCGAAAUGGGCGUGGCAGUGCUGGAAGUGGUGCCUGCCCAAUUGGGGACAGCGAUGCCUCUUUGAUGAUGACAGUUGGUGACUUGCAGGCCAUGUUUGCAGGACGCAUGAAGCCAUUCCAGGCCUACAUGAAUGGCCGACUCCGCGUCGCAGGCGACCUUUCAGCUGCAAUGAAACUGGAAGAAGUUGUGAAGAAAAUAGUUGGGGAAUGAAUCGAGGGAUGAUGAUGCUACUGAAAAAUGUCAACAGCCCAGUUAGAAAGUGUUUUACAAAACUGAACUAACCAACUGUUUGCGAAUGAUAAUAAGAUGACAGUCAGCGAAGAAAGAUCAACUCAUCAUUAUGGCAGACUUGCAUUGUAGCAUAAACAUACUACACAGUGCUGCUGAGUUGUGAAUAGUUGUGAAUAGUUGUGAGGUGUUGAGGAAUAGUUUGAAUGAGAGGAGGCAAGGAUGAGUGCUGAAUAUUCAAAAAAUCCUGCAAGACAAUCGGACUGGCAUCCCGCAAAAUUUCCUUGCCCAGUCAGAAAGUUGCCUGACCAGAUUUUGUUAAUUUAACUAAUGAACUCUUUGACAGUGAAACUUAAAUCUUUGUCAGAUAACAAAGUUCAACACACUAUUAUGGCAGCCUUGUAUUGUUGUAUUAUUCCUACUACCCACUGCAGCAGUGUUGGGAGUACAUGCCAUGUGGCACUGUAGGGAGUACACGCUAAAACUAUUUCUAAACAUUUCAUUGGCUGGAAGAAGAUUUUGUGCAGUUGCAAGUGUUGCUAAGCUGUAUUCCUAGAUCAUUGUGUCAGUUAAUGUGAGUUUUCAUUAGACUUUUAUUCAUAUACUUUCACAUAUUCAGUUUAGAAAUUCAACAAAACCAUCCAGACUGCAUUUUCUGAAUGCACAAGAUGAAGUCUAGUCAUCCCAGACAGCAGAUCAGGCAGGCUGGCAUUUCAACUGAAGGGAUUUAUGACUUGGAUGAUGACAGAAUGUCAUUCCCCAACAGACUGGAUCGAUGCUCAGAAUAUCAAUCACUUGAUCGUCUGGCUCAGACAUCAUUAUUACAUUCUGUGGUCCUAGAGGUUGAAUAUGUCUGAGUGUGGUGUUUAACAACAAACACACAGAAAAUACACUCACACUGCCACUUGUCCUGACCGAUGCCAGAAUACCAGAAUAUUGUUAGUUCAAAUCCCAGUUGUCCCUAACUAUGUUCCUUGGUUUGGCAGUUCCAUACCAGUGCUCGUUCCUUUUACCAAAGUGAAAAUCAUGCAAGGCCUGCAUCACAUCAGCUGUCCUUCCACAUUUAGUUCAUAUGUGGUGAUAUGACAGGGAUAGUUCAAAGGGGCAUCAAACCCAAGUUACUCACUCACUCCUCUGAUGACAAGCUGUUAAUUCCAAGGCCAAACGUACAAGAAUGUUGUCUACCAGUAUAUUAUCAUGAUUAUAAUGUAUAUUAAUGUGUGUGACUUAGUGUGGGAGUUGUGUGACCAUUUCAUUAACGGCAUUUAACAUUUACAUGAGCUUACAUGAUUCUUGUUCCCCUUUUCAAAAAAGGAUUGGAAACAAGUGUUGUAACUUGUAUGUAAUAAAACAGCAGUCAGUUUUUGGCGAAGUAGAAGGGAACUACGUUAAGACUUUGAGUCUACUGAGGUUUAGCUCAACUGCAAAAGGAACAUGCGGGACCAAGCUUAUACUUCAACACAGCCAUAGGUUUGAAACAUAAAGUUUGACUCAAGGGUGUUUGACUGUAUUUCAUUAUGUUUUAGAGGCAAGAAUGUUUUUUUCGUUUUUAUUGUUCAUAUUUUCUGGGCCAUUAUUCUGAGAUGCAUAAUUUAAAAAAAUAGAAUUUAUAAGUUAUGAACUUUAUUUCCCUUAAAACCUAUGAAAGAAAUGUUACAAACAAUUGCAGUAUCAAUGCAGUAUAAAUGGUUAGUAAAACGCAUCAUUUUAGUAUACGUUUUAAUUUUUCACCAAAUGCAGUUGACUUGUGUGAUAAAAAAUUAUAUGUCUGUGUGGGUUUAUUAAUGUUAAACUGUCAUCGGUUCCCAAUUGCGCAGGUCAAUGCUCAUGCUGUUGAUCACUGGAUUGUAUGGUCCAGACUCGAUUAUUUACAGACCGCCCCCAUAUAGCUGGAAUAUUGCUGUGUGUGGCGUAAAACUAAAGUCACUCACUAUUAAUGUUAAAAUCUUUGAUAUUCGUUUUCAAUUACAAAAACAGUUAUGGUUUCCUUGUCUGUAAGUUAAGUGUAGAACGUCAGUACAAAAAAUACCCAGUUUUGACAAUCCUCAGAAAGGAAUUCAGUAUUGUGUAAAGUGAGAAUGGGUGUGGAAAUUAUAUGAAUUGACCGUUAAAACUCAGUGCUGACAUCAGGUGACACCCACCAUUUAUAAAAUGUUCCUACAAUGGCAGUAUGUUUUGUCUGACGCUGCACAGCAGUAGAAUUGUUCAGUUAUAUGUUAUAUUCUUCAGUUUUGUAUCCGUCUUGGAAUCAGUCUGCGAGUGUUGCAUGGGAAUCAAAUCUCGUGAGAGUGAAAUGAAUUCUUCAAAUCUUUACUUCUACCAGGGAGAAUAGAAGACGAUCUUCUCUGCUUCUGCUGUAGAUCAUCCCUGCUUCUACAAUUCGUAGCACCAUAAUUAUGUCACAUGAACAAUGUCUUUCAAACCACACAAGUAUGUGUUUGUUCAAGCUGUACAGUCUGUGUUUUAUGCAUUUAUGGUAAAUUAUCAGUUGUAAAUUAUUUGCUGUGUUCAAUAUAGAAUGGAAGAGUCGUUCUUCAUUCGUGUCACACUCGUGUAUUUCCGGGACAAGCCGAAUAGCUGUUACGGAAAGGGGCGAGUGGUGACGACUGGUUCUUGUUAGAUGCUAAUUUUACAAAGGCAACACGCGAGUUUAGUAAAACUUGUAUCUAACAAUAAUUGUUUGCUCACAUGUUUUAACUAUGUCACAGUUCAUAUUUGUGGAACGUUUGACGUUUUGAAUUCACGAACCAAAAAAGUGGUAGCGUAGUUAUUUACAUAUCGAACAGCCUGUGCACUACUUUGCGCAUUCCAGCGUAUGCGCAGUAGCAGGAAGUUCUUUAACUUUUGUAGAUAAUAAAGGACUGUAGAAUCA